UGCUAAAGGCGGGGAGCCGAGGAAGGCCGCUCCGCCUCCGACGCGUCAGGAGGCCGGAAGUGGACGAUGAGAGAGAGAGAGAGACCGAGGGAAAGAGAGGAGGAAAGGCCCGGGAGACGGAGGCGGAUUGGGCCCUGUGGGUCGGAAAGGAGCUGGCGGCCCUUCGCUCAAACCAGAAUUGCCUAAUUGGGAGCAAAGAUGCAGAGCACAUCCAAUUAUCUUUGGCUCCUGUCAGACAUCUUGGGCCAAGGAGCGACUGCAAAUGUUUUCCGUGGAAGACACAAGAAAACAGGAGACUUAUAUGCUGUCAAAGUAUUUAAUAAUUUCAGUUUCCUUCGGCCUGUUGAUGUUCAGAUGAGAGAGUUUGAAGUAUUAAAGAAACUGAAUCACAAGAACAUCGUUAAACUAUUUGCCAUAGAAGAGGAGACAACAUCCAGACAUAAAGUCCUUGUUAUGGAAUUUUGCCCAUGUGGCAGUUUAUACACUGUUUUAGAAGAGCCAUCUAAUGCCUAUGGGUUACCAGAAACAGAAUUCUUAAUUGUGUUGAAAGAUGUCGUGGCUGGAAUGAACCAUCUUCGGGAGAAUGGAAUUGUACAUCGGGACAUCAAACCAGGCAAUAUAAUGCGAGUUAUAGGGGAAGAUGGCCAAUCUGUUUAUAAAUUGACAGAUUUUGGAGCUGCUAGAGAGCUUGAUGACGAUGAACAGUUUGUCUCCCUCUAUGGCACAGAAGAGUACUUGCAUCCAGAUAUGUAUGAGCGAGCUGUACUGAGAAAAGAGCAUCAAAAGAAAUACGGUGCAACGGUUGAUUUGUGGAGUAUAGGGGUAACAUUUUACCAUGCUGCAACUGGAAGUUUGCCAUUCCGACCCUUUGAAGGUCCUCGCAGAAACAAGGAAGUGAUGUACAAAAUUAUUACUGGAAAACCUUCUGGUGCAAUAUCUGGAGUACAAAAAGCAGAAAAUGGACCCAUUGAGUGGAGUCGUGAAAUGCCUGUUUCCUGCAGCCUUUCUAAAGGACUGCAGGUCUUACUUACCCCUGUCCUUGCAAAUAUUCUUGAAGCAGAUCAAGAGAAAUGCUGGGGAUUUGAUCAGUUUUUUGCAGAGUCAAGUGAUAUACUACACCGAAUAAUCAUCCAUGUUUUCUCUUUGCAACAAAUGACCUUGCACAAAAUUUAUAUUCACAUGCAUAAUGAUGCUGUCAUGUUUCACGAAUUGGUUUACAAACAGACCAUGAUACCUGCAAAUAAUCAAGAGUUGGUAUAUGAAGGCCGACGUUUAGUAAUAGAGCCUAGCAGAUUGGCGCAAGCAUUUCCCAGAACUACUGAAGACAAUCCCAUAAUUGUAGUAAGCAGAGAGACCAUGGACAUCAUUGGAUUACUUUAUGAAGAAAUUCCCCUUCCUAAGGUGCACCAACGUUACGACUUGGAUAGUGAUGCAAGUAUGGCUAAAACAGUGACAGGGGUUGUAUGUUAUGCUUGUAGAGUUGCCCGUGCUUUACUGCUUUAUCAAGAACUUAUGCGAAAAGGAAUCCGAUGGCUAAUUGAAAUUAUCAAGGAAGAUUACACUGAAACUCUUCACAAAAAAACAGAGGUUGUUCUCAAACUGGAAUUUUGCAACAGAAGUAUAGAAAAAGCUGUAGAAAUAUAUCAAAAUAUGCUACAAAACAACUUGGCACCAUCAGAAGUGGAUGAAAUUUCAGAUAUACAUUCAAAGGUGUUACGGCUUUCUAAUUCACGAGUGACAAUAGAAACCAGUCUUCAAGAAAUCAAAAACAAGCUCUCUCCUAGCGGACUGCUCUCUGAUAGCUGGACCAAUCAGGAAGGCACACAUUCCAAAGACAGAAACCCAGAAAGGUUACAAGUGCUACUGAGUUCUAUAACAGAUAUUUAUCACCAAUUCAAAAAAGACAAAGCAGAACGAAGACUUCUUUAUAAUGAAGAACAAAUUCAUAAAUUUGACAAGCAGAAGCUUUUCCUACAUGCAACAAAAGCCAUGACUCUGUUCAAGGAAGAAUGUGUCAGCAAAUACGAAGCUUUCUUGGAUAAGGCAGAAGAUUGGACAAGGAAGAUGCACCAUUUAAAAAAACAGUUAAUGACGCUUCGAAAACUCUGCUUCGAUAUUGAAAAAGAGGUUUCCAAAUACCAGGAUUAUGUUGACAAGUUGCAAGAAAAUUUGCCUCAUAAAAUGCUUGCAGCUUCUGGUGGGAUCAAACAUGCAAUUAAUCCAGUGUAUCCAAGUUCAAAUACUUUGGUGGAAAUGACUCUCGGCAUGAAGAAACUGAAAGAAGAAAUGGAGGGUGUUGUGAAAGAGUUAGCUGAAAAUAAUCAUCUUUUAGAAAGGUUUGGUGCUUUGACUAUGGAUGGUGGACCAAGGAAUGUUGAUUGCAUCUAAUCGUGCAUUUUGCCAGGAUGGAGAUUGUUUACUUUGCACAGAAGGGGCAUUCAUAUGCAGAAAGAAUACUCUGCCCUUGAAUAUUCUUUCCGUAUUUAGCAGAAGUGUGUAAAUAUGUAUAUACUGUAAAUACAGAAGACCUCACUCUUUUGGUAAUAUAAAAGUGUUCUUAACAUUGAAGUAACAUCAGAACUGUCUGUGUAAAAAAAAACUAUUAUGGCUGCACAUUAUGGUAAACACACUGCUGCAAUGCAUUUACUUCAAAAGUGCUGUCCUUGUUUUCUUGUGAACAUUUGCUGGAGAAAUUGUGGUCUUGAACUUUGCUGCUUUUAAAAGGGCAAUUAAGCUUCCCCUUAAGCCACCUGAAUGCGAAAUAUUUCAUUUACAGUAAUUCACAAUGGUCCCUGCUUUCUUAAAAUGUGAACAGAUGCCUGUUGCCAAAAACCGAUGAUCACCUUUUGCGAGUUCUUAAAAGGAAUCUCUUGAGUGUAAAGAAAACAACUAUUGACUUUUUGAUCAUGUCUGUUGGGGUUGUGUCUCUCUUACCAAAACUAAUUAGCCCAGUUUUAUACCUCUAAAUCCAGCCAUUUGCUAAGUACAGUUGCAAGGCGAAAUUAUAACACUGUUUUCUUUAGCAUUAUUCAGAAAAAUCUUGUUAAAAUCUUGCUAGUUUUUUUUUUUUUUGGACAGUAGAAUUAACUAUUGUUGAGACAUUCAUUAUAAACAGUAAGAUUAGUACAGACCAUUGCAUAUACUGAUUUCCAUCCUCCAUGAGUUCAAUCAAAGUAGAAGACUGAUUGGUUUGUUGUGUGUUUUCUGGGCUGUAUGGCCAUGCUCCAGAAGCAUUCUCUCCUGAUGUUUCGCCUGCAUCUAUGGCAGGCAUUCUCAAAGGUUGUGAGGUCUUCACAACCUCUGUGGAUGUCUGCCAUAGAUGCAGGCAAAACACCAGGAGAGAAUGCUUCUGGAGCAUGGCCAUACAGCCUGGAAAACACAACAACCCAGUGAUUCCGGCCAUGAAAGACUUUGACAAUUCAGAAGACUGAUUCAUUUUUAACUGAAGCAAUUUAAAAAUAGUCCAUCUUAAACAAAAAGAAUACAAAAGCUUAUAAAAGUGGGUUGAUGCAAUUGCUAGACAUUUAGUAUUGGGUCCAGAUUUAGGCCAACUAAACCCAUUGAUUUCAGUAAGUCUUCUCUACCAAGCUGGCAUCCAACUCUUAGUAUAUAUUCCCAAAGCUUCACACAUAACUAUGAAAUAAAACAAGCUGAAAUGGGCCUAUUGAUAUCAUUGGCACUUCCUAUAAUCUAUGUUAUUGAAGAGAGCAGUUCUAAGCUAGUUCAAAUCAGUACUAAGAGAACAGCUGAUUUACUUGAAAGAAUUUAAGGUAGGUGAGGCAUUUAUUUCCCAUUUCCUUUUAGGAUGCUUGCAUAGGUCAAAUUCUCAGUGGGUUACAUCUUCUGUCGCUUCCCUUUUGGCAUGUAAAAAAAAAAAAAGGAAAACCAACCCAAAGCCCUUUAAUCUCAAGUAAUUCUUUAGGACAAUAAUAACGAUUCUGCUUUUUUCAUAUUUUUUUUCUUUCUAGUUUACGUGAGAGAACAGAAAUUCACCAAGAGUUCUUUGUUUUGUUGCUCUUUGUUUCCAAAAAUUGACCCAUUCGAAAAAGCACAGGCAAUCUGUAAUCUUAUUAAUGUAUAAUUGCUGCUUAAAUCCAUAAAUGAAACUUGGAAGCUGCAGGGAUGUGGUCACAGGGGAGAGGACAGAAUCCUGCCUUGCAAGGCUCAACUGUAGGUAGUAAUUCCUGUGAAAUCAUGCUGCCUUAUUGUAUAUAAAUGCUUACUUAGAAAUGUGGAGAUUAUAUUUCUGUAACACACUUAUUUUACAGAAUCAUUUUGUACUCUUUAUUUACAGAUUCAUUAUUUUGCAUAAUUGUUUUUGUUUAGCAAUAGUACAAUUGAAGGGGGAAUGGAAAUGGAUUUUAUUUUCCUUCUAUUGAAAUUGGCCUCAGUGAGUAAUGUAAAUUAUUAACACAAUUGAUACUGUGAUUCAUAAAAGAUUUCUUCUUA
This is a messenger RNA of Anolis sagrei ordinatus, 4449 nucleotides long. It is a transcript of the gene TBK1, whose product is annotated as TANK binding kinase 1. NCBI's taxonomy places the organism in Eukaryota, Metazoa, Chordata, Lepidosauria, Squamata, Anolidae. Gene Ontology annotation, biological process: peptidyl-serine phosphorylation. Gene Ontology annotation, cellular component: cytoplasm. The record is from RefSeq and is a predicted model, not a curated record. Gene Ontology annotation, molecular function: protein serine/threonine kinase activity; ATP binding.